GACGUGUUUUGUUCGGAGUCUGGACAAUGGUUCGAGGAGGAUGUUGUUUACCAUGGCUAUACCAAACUCCCGCAGAAAAAAUGUGUGCUCGUGCAAUGGGAUGUUGUUUUGGUUGUGUGUUACAGCUCUGAAUGAAAAUGUGGUUAAGAUGUCGAUGUCUUGCUUUGCUACUCCGAUUUCGAGAUACGAGGAAUUACGAGGUAUGUAUGACGGACACUGCAGCUGGUUCAGAGCAGCAAACAAGAAUUCCCUCAAAUACUACUGGUUCAGAGCAACGAAAAGCAUAAAAGACGAUGUGGUGAACAGAUUGUUUACGAAUCCGAUUCCCAAAGGCAAGAAGAGACUUCCGUAUUAUGAUCAGAUGUCGAUGUUCACUGAAGAGCUGUCCCAAUUGACAGCUGAAAGACGAGAAAUUCUCUCUCGUGGAAGGGAAGGAGUGCUAGAAAGUUUUGAAUGUGAAUUCCAGUUCUUGUGUUGCCUGAUAAUUGACUAAGAUUAUAAAGUAGGUUACACCCUGUGCAUUGGGCCGACAAUUGUUUUCUUCUUCUUCUUCUUUUGUGCUAUGUAGUUUAUGAAUACAUAUAUUUUUCUGCUUCCGGAGUGUCGGUUCGAUAACCAAACCGAACCGAAGCCCGAUUACCCAAAAAAACAAACACGUAUUCAUUUGAAAACCGAACCCAAAACCAAUAAGGGAUUUUUGUUUUUGGUUAACCGAAACUGAAAUUCUCUUAACGGUUUUACGUUUGGUUAUAGCAAAACCGAAACCCAAAAAAUAGAAACAAACUAUGAGAUAGGAACAGUUGCUAUGUCUUUAGGUUUUUGGAUUGAACCCGAAAUCGAAAAGCAAAACCAAAACUGAAAAACCGAUAAUGCGUCUUAGCCGCCAUUGCCUUUUAUGGUAUUGGAUACUAACUGCCAUUCCCGAAAAUAUAAAAAACCAACUGAAUCAUCUCAGCCAUCCCUGCUCUGGUUUGGCACUGAGCUAGGGUGCCCUAGUAAACGAUAGUACAUAUU
This is a messenger RNA of Linum trigynum, 1014 nucleotides long. The record is from the annotation of a GenBank genome assembly. NCBI's taxonomy places the organism in Eukaryota, Viridiplantae, Streptophyta, Magnoliopsida, Malpighiales, Linaceae.